AUGGUUGAAAAUGGAUGUAGUUUACUAAUAAGAAAUUUAAGUUUUGAAACAAGUCCUGAAAAGGUCAGGAAAAUCUUUGAACAUUUCGGUAAAAUUCGUGAUGUUUAUUUACCUUUAGAUCAUUACACGCGAAGGCCAAGAGGUUUUGGAUUUGUUGAAUAUUAUGAACCAAAAUAUGCAAAAGAAGCUUUAAAUAUUUUAAAUAAUUCAAAAAUAGAUGGAAAAGAGAUAAAAAUUAUUAUUGCUCAAAAUAGGAGAAAAUCACCUGAUACUAUGAAAAUGUAUCAUAAUAAUAUGAAUGAUUCUAGAUAUAGAGAUAAAUAUGAUAGUAGUAGAAGAAGAUAUAGUAGAUAUAGAUCAUUAGAGCAUGAUAGACGUAGAUAUAAAAAAAGAAGUCAUGAUAUGCAGAAGCAUAAAAGAAAAUAUAAGAAUUAUAAAAAAUAUUCAAGAAGCUCAUCUAGUUAUAGUUAUUCUUCCUACUAUUCGUCUUAUAGCAGUAAUAGUAGUAGUAGUGGUAGUAGUAGUAGUAACAGCGAUUAUGACAACAAAAGAAGGAAAAGAAAGAAAAGUAGAAGUGUUAAAAAAAGUAUUAGUAAAAGUUAUUCAAGAAACAAAAGUAGAAAACAUGAUAGAAAAAAUAAAUACAACCAUAGAACAAAAAAUAAAAGUUAUUCUAGCGAAGAAAUUUAUGAUGAAAGUUCAUCAAAAAGUAUGAGUGAAGAAGAUAAUAAAGAGAAAAAAAAAAAAUUAAGUAAGAUUAACAAAAAUAAUAAAAGUUAUAGCGAAAGUUCCAGUGAUAAAAGUUCUUCUGAAGAAAGUUUUUACAAUAGUAAAAAAGAUAAAAAUAGUUAUUACAAUAGAAGUUCAAAUUCUCAUAUUUAUAAAAAAGAAGAAUACAAAAAAUCGUCAUUGUAUGAUAGUUCAAAUGAAAAUAAUUCCAAAAGGAAAUCAUCUGAAUCAAGUGAAGAAAGGAUAAACAAUUCCAAGGAAGAUUCCGAAAGUGAUAAAGAAAAAAAAAAAGUAAAUAAUAUUUUAGAAGAUAUUCCAUGUGAUAAUUUGCGAUAUAAGGAAAGCAAACAAUGUGAAAGUUAUAUAAAAAAAGAUAAUGAAAUGAAUGAUAAUUGUCAAAGCGAUAAAAAAAGUGAAAAUGAACAAGAUAUAAAAACCUCAGAUAAUAAUUUCAUGUUUUCACUGAAUGAUCUUAAUGAAAAACAAUUGGAUCAUAAAAGCAAUUUAAAGAACAAAAAAAAGGAUAAGGAAGUACAUUCCAAUAAUAUAUUAGAUGCUAGUUCGAACAAAGACUCUAAUAAAUAUGAAGAAUUACAAAAUGUAAAUGGCAAUGAUGAUUUUAUUAAUAAGAAAAAUUCAGAAGAUGCUACUAACGAAAUUAGUAAAGUCGAAAAAAUUGAUGAAGAUAAUUCUCCAAAUAUAAUUAAAAAUGAAUACAAUAGUACAUCAUAUGUAAAUGAAAAAAACAAUGAAAGCAUUAAUGGAAAUAUAAAUAUCCCUAGUGAUUCUACAAAAAAAUUUAUUGAUGCAAAUAAAACAUUAUCUAAUAAUAGUGAAAAUAGAAAUGAUGAUAAUAAUGUAAGUGCAAAUGGUUAUGAUAAAAAAAAUAGUAGUGAUGGUUCAUCUAUAUAUGAAUGUUACGUUGAUAAAAAAAAAGAGGACAAAAUUCACGUAAAAGAAAAAAAGAAAAUGAAGUAUAAGUCACGAAGUAAAAAUAGUUCUUCAAGCAAUACAAGUAUCGAUUAUAAAAAUAAAUAUAGGCAAAAAUACCUAAAUAAAAAAAAAAAAAGAAUUAAUGAAAGUUUAUCAGAGAGUUCUAACUAUGAUAGCAGUCAUAAUGAUAAAAAUGAAAUUAAAAAAGUUUCUAGGAAAUAUAAAAAUUCAGUAAAAGAAAGAAUCAAAAGGAGCAAAGAACCACGCAAAAUUAAAGUUAAAAAGUCAUAUUCUUAUGGAAAAAGUGGAAGUUUAAAUAAAAGUGAAAAUGAAAGUGAAAAUGAAAGUGAAAAUAGAAAUAGAAGAAGUGGUAGUGAAAGUGAUAACAAUGAUAGUAUAGAAACAAAAAGAAGUAUGAGCAAAGAGAGUAAAAAUGAAAGGGAGAAUGUUGAUGCAAAUGAUAAAGAAAAAACAAAUAAGAAAAUUAGAAGCGAAAGUAAACAAAGUGAAAAUAAAAGAAGUGAUAGUGAAAAAAGUGAAGAUGUAAGAAGAAAAGAAAGUUAUAGUACACAAAGUGAAAAUGAUAAAAGUGUAUAUAAAAGUUGCAGUGAGAACACUUAUAAAAGUAAAAGUGUAUACGAAGACUCAUGUAAAUUAUCAUUUGACAAAGAAUAUAUAAAUAAAAGAAAAAAAAAAAGAAAUAGAACAAGAAGCACUUCUAGUGAUUCAGAAAUGUCUGAUAAAUUAAGACGUAAUCGUAAAAAUAAAAUAAGUAAUAAAUAUAUUAAGAAAAAAAAAAUUAGAAAAAGGAGAGAUUCUAAAAACUCAUAUGAAAGUUCAACCUAUAGCAAAAGGAGUUAUAGUUCUUCGGAAAUAUCAACUAAUAGCAGAAGCAGUUAUAGUAGUUCGAUUAAAAAAAAAAAGGAUAAAUAUUCAAAUAGACAAACAGAUAAAAAAAAGUAUAAGCAAAAAAGUAGUAGAAGAGUUAGAAGAAUUGAUAAUUCAGAGGAUUCUUCUAUUAGUUACAGAAGAUCUCGAUCCAUUAGAAAUUAUAGUUAA
Plasmodium relictum is the source of this 2721-nucleotide messenger RNA. Its product is annotated as RNA-binding protein, putative. NCBI's taxonomy places the organism in Eukaryota, Apicomplexa, Aconoidasida, Haemosporida, Plasmodiidae. Bases 1 to 2721 code for a protein of 906 amino acids. The record is from RefSeq and is a predicted model, not a curated record. Gene Ontology annotation, molecular function: RNA binding. The transcript has a single exon.